AUGUUCAGCUUUGUGGAUUCUCGGUCACUGCUGUUGAUAGCAGCGACUGUCCUACUCGCCCGCGGGCAAGGAGAGGAAGACAUCCAAACCGGGAGCUGCAUCCAGGAUGGGCUCACGUACAGCGACAAGGACGUGUGGAAACCAGAACCGUGCCAGAUCUGCGUCUGCGACAGCGGCAACAUCCUGUGCGACGAGGUGAUGUGCGAGGACACCUCCGACUGCCCCAACGCCGAGAUCCCCUUCGGAGAGUGCUGCCCCAUCUGUCCCGACACCGACGCCUCCCCUGCCUACCCAGAAAAUGCUGGAGUAGAGGGUCCUAAAGGAGACCCCGGCCCCAAAGGAGACAGGGGACUGCCCGGCCCCCCCGGCAGAGAUGGAAUCCCCGGCCAGCCCGGCCUGCCCGGCCCCCCCGGCCCCCCCGGCCCCCCCGGCCUCGGCGGGAACUUCGCUCCCCAGAUGUCCUACGGAUACGACGAGAAGGCCGGAGGCAUGGCCGUGCCCGGGCCCAUGGGCCCAGCUGGUCCCCGUGGUCUCCCCGGCCCUCCCGGUGCUCCCGGUCCUCAAGGUUUCCAAGGUCCCCCUGGUGAACCUGGAGAGCCUGGUGCUUCUGGUCCCAUGGGCCCCCGAGGUCCUGCUGGCCCCCCUGGCAAGAACGGAGACGACGGUGAAGCUGGCAAGCCUGGCCGCCCCGGAGAGCGGGGUGCCCCCGGCCCUCAGGGUGCUCGAGGUCUGCCCGGAACCGCUGGCCUGCCAGGCAUGAAGGGACACAGAGGUUUCAGUGGUCUGGAUGGUGCCAAGGGUGAGCCUGGACCUGCUGGCCCCAAGGGAGAGCCCGGCAGCCCUGGAGAGAACGGAGCUCCUGGGCAGAUGGGUCCUCGUGGUCUUCCCGGCGAGAGAGGCCGUCCCGGUCCAUCUGGCCCCGCUGGCGCUCGUGGCAAUGACGGCGCUCCCGGCGCUGCCGGUCCCCCCGGUCCAACUGGUCCCGCUGGUCCCCCCGGCUUCCCCGGUGCCGCCGGUGCUAAGGGUGAGACCGGUCCCCAAGGAGCUCGUGGCAGCGAAGGUCCCCAGGGUGCUCGCGGUGAGCCCGGUCCCCCCGGCCCUGCUGGCGCCGCCGGUCCUGCUGGCAACCCCGGUGCUGACGGCCAACCCGGAGCCAAGGGCGCCACCGGCGCUCCCGGCAUCGCUGGCGCUCCCGGCUUCCCCGGUGCCCGCGGUCCCUCCGGCCCGCAGGGUCCCAGCGGCGCCCCCGGCCCCAAGGGCAACACCGGUGAGCCCGGCGCUCCAGGCAACAAGGGUGACACCGGUGCCAAAGGCGAACCCGGUCCCGCUGGUGUCCAAGGUCCCCCCGGCCCCGCUGGAGAAGAAGGAAAGAGAGGAGCCCGUGGUGAGCCCGGCCCCGCUGGGCUGCCCGGCCCUGCUGGCGAACGUGGCGCUCCUGGCAGCCGCGGUUUCCCUGGCGCCGAUGGCAUGGCCGGUCCCAAGGGUCCCCCCGGUGAACGCGGCUCCCCCGGCCCUGUCGGCCCCAAAGGAUCUCCUGGUGAAGCUGGACGCCCCGGGGAACCCGGACUGCCCGGUGCCAAGGGUCUCACUGGAAGCCCCGGCAGCCCCGGACCCGACGGCAAGACCGGCCCUCCUGGUCCCGCUGGUCAAGACGGGCGGCCCGGCCCCCCCGGCCCCCCCGGAGCCCGAGGCCAGGCCGGCGUGAUGGGAUUCCCCGGUCCCAAAGGUGCUGCGGGCGAACCCGGCAAACCUGGCGAGAGAGGAGCUCCCGGUCCCCCCGGAGCUGUGGGCCCCGCUGGCAAAGACGGUGAAACCGGUGCCCAAGGUCCCCCCGGCCCCACCGGUCCCGCUGGAGAACGAGGUGAACAAGGUCCCGCUGGUGCUCCUGGCUUCCAGGGUCUGCCCGGCCCUGCUGGUCCCCCUGGUGAGGCUGGCAAGCCUGGUGAGCAGGGUGUCCCUGGAGACGCCGGAGCCCCCGGUCCUGCCGGUGCCAGGGGUGAGAGAGGAUUCCCCGGAGAGCGCGGUGUCCAAGGUCCCCCCGGUCCCCAAGGUCCCCGCGGUGCUAACGGCGCUCCUGGUAACGAUGGUGCUAAGGGCGAUGCUGGAGCUCCCGGAGCCCCCGGGAACCAGGGCCCCCCCGGUCUGCAGGGAAUGCCCGGAGAGCGCGGUGCUGCCGGCCUGCCAGGCGCCAAGGGUGACAGAGGUGACCCCGGUCCCAAAGGUGCUGAUGGCGCUCCUGGCAAGGACGGUCUCCGAGGCCUGACCGGUCCCAUCGGCCCCCCCGGCCCUGCUGGUGCUCCUGGUGACAAGGGUGAAGCCGGUCCCCCCGGCCCUGCUGGUCCCACUGGUGCCCGUGGUGCUCCCGGUGACCGCGGCGAGCCCGGCCCUCCCGGUCCUGCUGGAUUUGCUGGCCCCCCCGGCGCUGACGGCCAGCCUGGUGCUAAAGGUGAAACUGGGGAUGCUGGAGCCAAGGGUGACGCCGGUCCCCCCGGCCCUGCUGGCCCCACUGGUGCUCCUGGACCUGCUGGUGCUGUUGGUGCUCCCGGUCCCAAAGGUGCUCGCGGCAGCGCUGGACCCCCUGGUGCUACUGGUUUUCCUGGUGCUGCUGGAAGAGUUGGACCCCCCGGCCCCUCUGGUAACAUCGGCCUGCCCGGCCCGCCCGGCCCCGCCGGCAAGGAAGGCGGCAAAGGACCCCGCGGUGAGACCGGCCCCGCCGGCCGCCCCGGAGAGCCGGGACCCGCCGGGCCCCCCGGUCCCCCCGGCGAGAAAGGAGCCCCCGGUGCUGACGGUCCCAUCGGCGCUCCCGGCACUCCCGGACCCCAAGGUAUCGCCGGCCAGCGCGGUGUGGUCGGUCUGCCCGGCCAGAGAGGCGAGCGAGGCUUCCCUGGGCUGCCCGGCCCCUCCGGUGAACCCGGCAAACAAGGCCCCUCUGGCUCUCCUGGUGAGCGCGGCCCCCCCGGCCCCAUGGGCCCCCCUGGUCUGGCUGGACCCCCUGGAGAAGCUGGACGUGAAGGCGCCCCCGGUGCUGAAGGUGCCCCCGGCCGUGACGGUGCUGCUGGUCCCAAGGGUGAUCGUGGUGAGACCGGCCCCGCCGGCCCCCCUGGUGCUCCCGGUGCCCCCGGUGCCCCCGGCCCAGUCGGACCUGCUGGCAAGAACGGAGAUCGCGGUGAGACCGGUCCCCAAGGUCCCGCUGGCCCCCCUGGUCCUGCUGGUGCUCGUGGCCCUGCUGGUCCCCAAGGUCCCCGUGGUGACAAAGGUGAAACCGGUGAACAGGGUGACAGAGGCAUGAAGGGUCACAGAGGCUUCUCCGGUCUCCAGGGCCCGCCUGGUCCUCCCGGCUCUCCUGGUGAACAAGGUCCUUCUGGUGCUUCUGGUCCCGCCGGUCCCCGAGGUCCCCCUGGCUCCGCUGGUGCUGCCGGCAAGGACGGUCUGAACGGGCUGCCCGGCCCCAUCGGUCCCCCCGGCCCCCGCGGCCGCACCGGCGACGUCGGACCCGUCGGUCCCCCCGGCCCCCCCGGGCCCCCCGGUCCUCCUGGCCCUCCCAGCGGCGGCUUCGACUUCAGCUUCCUGCCGCAGCCGCCCCAGGAGAAGGCGCACGACGGCGGCCGCUACUACCGGGCCGACGAUGCCAACGUGAUGCGCGACCGCGACCUGGAGGUGGACACCACCCUCAAGAGCCUGAGCCAGCAGAUCGAGAACAUCCGCAGCCCCGAGGGCACCCGCAAGAACCCCGCCCGCACCUGCCGCGACCUCAAGAUGUGCCACGGCGACUGGAAGAGCGGCGAGUACUGGAUCGACCCCAACCAAGGCUGCAACCUGGACGCCAUCAAGGUCUUCUGCAACAUGGAGACGGGCGAGACGUGCGUGUACCCGACGCAGGCGUCCAUCGCCCGCAAGAACUGGUACCUCAGCAAGAACCCCAAGGAGAAGAAACACGUCUGGUUCGGCGAGGCCAUGAGCGACGGCUUCCAGUUUGAGUACGGCGGCGAAGGCUCCGACCCGGCCGACGUGGCCAUCCAGCUGACCUUCCUGCGCCUCAUGGCCACCGAGGCCUCGCAGAACGUCACCUACCACUGCAAGAACAGCGUGGCCUACAUGGACCAGGCCAGCGGCAACCUGAAGAAGGCCCUGCUGCUGCAGGGCGCCAACGAGAUCGAGAUCCGCGCCGAGGGCAACAGCCGCUUCACCUACGGCGUCACCGAGGACGGCUGCACGAGUCACACGGGCGCCUGGGGCAAGACAGUCAUCGAGUACAAGACGACGAAGACCUCGCGCCUGCCCAUCAUCGAUUUGGCUCCUAUGGACGUCGGCGCUCCGGACCAGGAAUUCGGCAUCGACAUCGGCCCCGUCUGCUUCUUGUAA
Molecule: messenger RNA, 4362 nt
Organism: Melozone crissalis (California towhee)
Lineage: Eukaryota; Metazoa; Chordata; Aves; Passeriformes; Passerellidae
Gene: COL1A1
Product: collagen type I alpha 1 chain
Exons: 51
Coding region: 1-4362 (1453 amino acids)
Molecular function (GO): extracellular matrix structural constituent; protein binding
Source: RefSeq, a predicted model, not a curated record